Trematosphaeria pertusa is the source of this 504-nucleotide messenger RNA. RefSeq lists its product as uncharacterized. The transcript has a single exon. The record is from RefSeq and is a predicted model, not a curated record. Lineage: Eukaryota; Fungi; Ascomycota; Dothideomycetes; Pleosporales; Trematosphaeriaceae. The coding region runs from base 1 to 504 and encodes 167 amino acids.
AUGGCGUGGAACACUCUGCUUCCAUGUUCGGAAGCUCCUCGACCCGCCACCAAGAUCAACGUUCUCUCCCUCCGCUUCGUCCAAAAUAUCCAGAAUUCUCUUUAUCCAGCAAGCGAACAUUUUACACACUUCUCCUCUACUACUCUUCUCAUUGUCGCGUAUCCAUCCAACUCCUGCGCGCUCUAUACUCCCCAACCUUCCCACCACAAUGGUACAUCCCUUCUCCUCCCCCUCUCUCUCCCACGCUUAUCUCCCCUAACGUUCUCACAGUCCCAAAUCCACAACGGCACCGACUUCGCCCACGAAUUCGAGCAUCGCUCCAAAACCGCACUGGGCAUCGGCCUCGGAGUUGGCCUCGGGGCACUUCUUCUAGUCGGCAUCAUCGGCGUCGCAUACGUGAUCUUUCACAACAAGCGGCAUGCUGCUGGUCGAACAACGGGUAUCGUGGAGCUGUGGAGGAAGGUGUUGGCGAAGUUUGGGUUUGUGUGGAAGCUGGAGACCUGA